AUGACUAUGUGGCUAGAAAGGGUUUUACCUCAGUUUAACGACUCGGAAUACCCAAAGGACCUGAAAGAUCCAAGUGUUUGCCAGUCUUUCGAGGUCGAUGACGAGAAAAGCAUUUCAGAUACUUCUACGGACAGCAAGUCGCGGCGUUUGCGAACAGUUUUCCACCACAAUAGGGACCCUCUUCUUGAUCAUUCUGAUAUAUACCUUGGGAAGACUGACUGGCGGUCCAUUGGCAACUUACUUCUCGCUAUCUAUGCUACGCUUUCCUCUACACUCUCUGUCGCCAUUGCCAUUUGGCAACCACGCUACGGCAAGUGGAUUGGUCCUGCAGGCCAUUUGACACCUUCAACGGCCGAUCUACUAUUUUCUUUGUUUGCUAAAUCCAUUGAAAUCGCCUCUGCUGGAGUAUAUAUCAAUUUUCUUGGCCAGUUUCUGACCAGGAGAUCUCUCCGUUCGCGAGGAAUUAGCCUCGCCGAUAUUGCGGUACGUGAAUGGCUCAUUCAGCCAGGUCUGGUGAUUUUUCAAUGGGAAAAUCUCAAAUAUGCAACCACGACGAUCUUAGGCUUCACUUCCCUACUUUCUGCAGUUGCAAUCUACUUCUUUACGACGGCUUCUAACUCGCUGGUAUCGCCGCAUAUCGCAUUGGGCAAGUGGGAUUCAGCUCAGUUUUUAGGCCAGGUUCAACAAAACUUUGGGAAUCUUCCCGUGAUGCACAAAGAGUGUUGGGCGCCCAUAGAUGCUUACUUGGACUCCCAGAACGUCGGCGAAUCUUGCGUAAAUGUGCUCGCAUCGGGUCUCGCCAAUCAAGAUUUCAACGAGUUCAUGAAAGCGUGGAGCAAAAAAGUCAUGGGAGGCAACACCAAUUUAUCGAAUCUUUCAUUGCGGCCACCAGCAACUAGUUCGAUCUUCACUGAUACAAUGGUCGAAGGAAACUGGGUUCAGAGGUCUAGUAGCGACAUCUCCGCCAACUUUGCUAAGUAUGGUAGAAUCGUGAACAAUAUUACUCUUUCAAUGCCGCAUCCAGUCGUCUUCUAUUCCGCCCAGGUGGAAUUUCCGAAGCCUGUUAGAGGGACAGGCUUCGGAGAACAUACUAUCAGAGCAUCAGUCCUAUCUCCGACAAGUAAUACCCUAUGCGUCAACAUGCAAAAGUCCGAAAUAUCACCACUGGUUUAUGUCGAUUGGCCCAACGCACGUUUUAACACAAGUAAUACUGGACACAAAGUUGCCGCCUCAGACUGGUUCAAAGAUGUUCCCGCCAACAUAUCUUUACAGUCUAAUAUCAGCCAGACUUAUGUCGAGGAUAUUUUUAGAUGGGGAUCUGUAUAUAACAGACGUCCCCCAGUCUUUCCACAGUGGCCAAUCGAUUCCAAUUCCAUAUAUAAUAUUUCAGUGCCCAAGUCCGAUUCCAUAUACCUGCUACUUAAGUCACCCAACACGACAGAUUAUACCGUCUGUCAGAUGUAUGGACUCAUGUCUCAAAACUGCUCAACGACACAUACCCAAAAGGUUGGCACCCGAACGCUGAAUUCCGAUUGCGAUGGCACUCCACCGAGCUUUGGGAAUACUAUCGCGCCAGGAACCUUCCAUCCCAAACCAUCCACGGAUUUCCGAGACGUUCUUGGCGCGUGGGCAACUGCUGUCGGCCUCAACGGAGGUAUGGUCAGCUCCAACAGCUCACUUGUACACACCCUUUCACAACUCGUCGUUACCAAUUCCAAUUCUUCUGAUAAUCUUCCGUCAUUCAAUACAACGCUGCCAUCUCUUUCCGAGGGCCUUGCUGCUCUCUCCAAUUCCCUGCUCAUGAAGGCCUCCAUCAACGCUUCAUUUGAUGGUACGGCAAUAAAGAAUGCUCCUAUUGCUCCUACACUCCUUCCGUACGACGUCGUGGUCCAAACGCAACAAUAUAGGUCCGGGCCCCCAGCUCGCUGGCAAGGAAUCUUGUACCCAAUCCUUAUCAUUAUGUUUGCUGCCAAUUGGUAUUGCCUAGCCUAUUUCAUACGCGAAAUGGGAUUAGUGGUAGAUUUCCUGGAGACUAAUAAUCUGUUCUCUGUCGCGAUCGACAGUCCGAGUGAGAGUAAGAGGAGGGCGCCCACGGAGGGGCCUGUUGGGUGCCACAGUGAUGUUGCAUGGCUGCUGAGGAGAGAUCAUCACCGGAGAUUGGUGUUUAGGAAAGCGGGUGGUGAGGGUUGGGUCGGUGGGGGCAAGAGAGAUGGUGUGUAUUUAUAG
Lachnellula hyalina is the source of this 2226-nucleotide messenger RNA. RefSeq lists its product as uncharacterized. The record is from RefSeq and is a predicted model, not a curated record. Lineage: Eukaryota; Fungi; Ascomycota; Leotiomycetes; Helotiales; Lachnaceae. The coding region runs from base 1 to 2226 and encodes 741 amino acids. The transcript has 3 exons.